AUGUUUGCGAAUCCAUUCAAGCUUUCCUCGUCUGCUCUGGAGUUCACACCCCAGGGCGCUGCGAGUACACAGUUCAAGCAGCAGCAGUACUACCAGGGCUACCAGCCGUACCCUGGAGUGCAGCAAAGUGGCGUGAAUGCCUAUUACACCGGAGGUUACCCUUGCGGCUAUUAUGGCGAUUCCAUGCAGAGCAUUCCUGCCACGCACAGCUUUGCCUCAACAGCUGCCCUCUCCACGCCUGGAGCUAUCAACCUGGACGAGUUCUCUGAUUUGUCAGACUCCGACUCAGACGACGAGGCCGCCCCCGUCACACAGGUGAAGGCCCCUGCAGAAACAGCGAAGCUGACAGCCCCGGGUAUUGACGUCACGCCUGAGGUAAGUGAGGGCAAGGAGCCGGCGGAGGAGCCAUGCCCAUGUGCCCUUGACGUGCAGUCUCUGAAGAAUGAUACCGAGGAUGCGACUUCUUCCGAGCUGCAAGACGCAAGUUCGCUUUCCUCUUAUUCUGAGGAGGAGGUGGACCACGAGGACCCGGCCGGGCCAGUCUCGCCAGAAGCGGUCUUCAGCCUGAGGCAGAUGUUGCAGUGGCGAGAGUGGGUGCUGGAGCACGAGCAGCCCACUAUCUUGUACCGCACGCAGCCAGUCGAGUCCAGCCCACCUGAGGCCUCCUGGCGGAUGCAGGAAAGGGCCGGCCCGAUCUGCAGUCAGAGGAUGCAGUCCAAAGGCAAACUCCUGGUCUCCGACAACUCCUGGGCCGCCAAACAGAGGCGGCUCCAUGAUUUUGGUGAUAGCGUCGACUUGAAUGCGCAUGUCGCCCGAAGCAUCAAAUCGAUCUUGAACAAAUUGACGCUGGAGAAGUUUGCAAAACUUACGCAGCAAUUGCUUGCAUGCGGCAUUUCCACCUCAAGCCAUGUUGAGAUUCUGAUCCACGAGGUCUUCGAGAAAGCCACGACGCAGCAUCAUUACAUUGAUAUGUACACAGACCUUUGCGUGCUGCUCCACGAGCACUUCACAGUCAAUCCUUUCGAGGGUGCUGGCAGCCUACAAGCAGGACGCAAGCUUACUUUCAAGCGUCUGCUUCUGGACGAGUGUCAGAUGUCCUUCGAAAGACUUUUGGCCCCACCGGAGGGCUUGGAUGAACUGGCGCCAGAAGAGCGAACGGCUGCGGAAGUAGGCUACAAGACCCACAUGCUCGGCAAUAUCAAGCUGGUUGGCGGGCUCCUUUCCCGCGGCAUGCUGGCCAGCAAGGUGGGCAUUGCGAUUCUGGAAGAACUCCUCUCCAACCCGACCCCGGAGGCUCUUGAGUCGGCUGCUGCGCUUCUCACGACAUUGGGCCCCACGGCCGACUGCAAGGAGUGGCCGCAAUACACCGCCCUGAACGCCAUCUUUGACCAGAUCUCCACCAUUGUGAAAACCAAGAAGUGUCAGCCUCGCGAACGAUUCCUCUUGAAGGACCUCUUGGAGCUCCGGGCGGCCGGGUGGGUCACAUUCCGACCCCGGAGGCUGGAGAGGGCCAUGACGCUGUCCCAGGUCGCCGACUCCGCGGCGGGGCGGCGGGUAGAGCCCCAGGCGAUCCGCAUGGUCGGUCCUGCGGCGCCGGUCUUUGAGCAGGACAAGUUCCGUGAGGGUGCGAAGAAGGCCCUCGUUGAGCUGCGCUACAGCGGCUGCCUUACCGAGGCCUUGGCGAGAUUGGCAUCCUUGGGCGUUCCUCCAGUUGCUGAACAGGCGGCUGAGCUGGCUCAGAUCGCAAGCCUUGUGGUUCAGGAAGGAGCCGUGCCCGCACGCGAGUCGGGCAUGAAGGUGAUGCUGGAGCUGGCAGGUAGCAAAGGCUGGGGCGCGGAUGCGCUCUGCUCUGGGAUCACCUUGUUUGUGAAGGAGAUCGCACCGGACCUUUGCUACGACGUGCCUGGAUUGCAGAAGAUCUUGUCCGAGGAGCGAUUGAUGCGUCGGAAAUGGGAUUCGAACAUUCAUGACAGCAUGAAGAAUGCAGCGGCCAUUCACGAGCUUGGCGCAAUAGCUGGCGUUUGUGAGGUUGGGCUCAGUCAUAGGCAUGCCAUGUGCGGUGUUGCGAAACUGGUAUCGAAGGAGCACUACGAGAAAGUCCUGAACGGGGCCUGCGGCGCCAUGCAAGUAUGGCUCUUUCUCGUUACCACUGCCGUCGUCGCUCUCAACUCGCUCUAUUUUAAGCGGAUGCUCAACUGCUACCGCAGCGUUGGAGGCUUCGAGCAGCAUGACUACUCGGUUUUCGUGUCUGUCUUCGACAUCCUGCUUUGGGCAGUCUUCAUGUCCGCCGUAGCGCAUGCCACAGGUGCCAGACCGCUGCGGUUGUCUGAAUUCCCUCGUCGAGCCCUCCUCCGCGUGGCCGCCGUGGACCAGCUAGGAACUCUCUUGGCCAGUGUGGGCGCGACUCACCUUGCCGGCCAGGUUCAGGUGCUGAUGAAUCAGUCCGUGCUGCCGCUGACCAUACUCCUGUCUUUGCUGCUAGGCCGACGCUUUUCGUCGGGACAGCUCGUUGGUGCAGGGGUAGUUCUUGCAGGCGCCAUCUCAGCAGUGCACUUCGAUGGCGAGGCUGUGUCAGCUUCACAGCUCCUCCUGCGAAGCCUCUUCAUCUUCUCGGCCGCACAGGUGGCGGUGGCAUCCGCGACACUUCUCAAGGAGGCGCUCUUGCAACGGCCCGCAACAAGCCGACGCGCGAACGAGUUCGAUGAGGCGAUCUCUCUGGGCGUAGCGAUCGCUUGGAGGCGAGUGCCCAUGGGCAUUGCCCUCGCGCUUCUGGUUCCACUCAGGGUGCAAUUGCACAGCCGAGGCUUGUGGGCAGACCUCCGGGAUGGAUUCCUCUGCUUCUGUGGACAGCAGCCUCGCUUUGGAGACCUGGGCUGCCCUGCUGCUGCCAAAACGACCUUCAUGAGCGUCGGCUUCUACUCUCUGCAGACAUUCCUUUGCUUGAGGCUCACGCAACAGGCCGGCGCGACGAUCCGCAGCAUUGCCGCAGUGACAGCCCUUCCUCUCGCCCAGCUGCUUUUUGCACAGCAAGGUUCAGAAGGAGAGGAGCUCGGCACAAGGUCCUUGAUGGGCUUAGUCCUUUGCCUCGGCGGCUUUGCCAUCUACACCGCCGCGGAGAAGAAGAAGAACGAGGUGCCUCAGCGUAGCGGCCUUGAGGAGCUGGAGGAGAGGGUACGAAGGCUGGAGUUGGAUGUGCAGAGUCUCCCAAAGCUGGCAGCAGAAGACGAGGGCACCAAGAUCCUCCAAGCGGCGGACAACCUCGCCCUUACGGGCGACGAGCGCAGUCGCAGAAGAGUGUUGGUUCAGAAUGUGAACCGUCUGCUGGUGUUCCUCGAUUUUGUCAUCUUCACUGAAGAAACCGAUCUGAGUAUUGUUGAAGAAGAUGACGAAAGCGAUGCAAGACAUUUCGUGAAGCUCAUCAGCGAUAUUGGCAGCCAUUUAGAGUUGAUUGUAGGCGAAGCGUCCGUGAGUUUUCGAAAGAUCCUCGGGUGGUGUGGUUCGUAUCUGGUAUAUUCAGUGGACGCUUCUCUCCUGGUCUACGACUAUCGAGACAAGGAGCUGAAAGCCACGAUCACAGGACACAGGGCGGAAAUCGUGGCAGUCGACACGCACGACCCCGAGAUCCUGGCGACUUUGGCUCGGGAUGCCUCAGUGAAGCUGUGGAACGGACGGACCGGGCAGUGCAUGACGACCGUGCACUUCCCAGAUGCACACUACUUCAUGGAGUACCCGUACUGUCUGUCCGUGAGCGGUCACAGAAUUCUGGUAUCUGCUGAUGAAGGCGUGUUUCUGACUGAGUUAGAACAGACGCCAGCGGAGACCCGGCGUCACUUGCCGCGUUGGGUGGAGGUCCAGGAGCGGGGGAAGAUCGAGAUGAAGGGCAAGGGCCAGGUGACCACCUACCUGUUUCGUGGAGCCUCGCGGCAAGCCGAGCUUUCGCGAGAGCUUGAGCGAUCCCAUGUCCACUUCGGGGGGCUCGCACCUGUCGAGAGGCCUGGGACAUUCGGUCGUUCUCCAUGUAAUUAUUGA
Messenger RNA from Symbiodinium sp. CCMP2592, 4029 nucleotides. The record is from the annotation of a GenBank genome assembly. NCBI's taxonomy places the organism in Eukaryota, Dinophyceae, Suessiales, Symbiodiniaceae.